CGUGUCCCCUGCAUCGGCAGGCGGACUCUCAACCACUGCGCCACCAGGGAAGCCCUAUGUUUUCUUUUUGACUGUGAUUUGUUGAGUAGUAGUUUAGGGCUUUAGACAUCUGUAAUUAUUACGGAGUAGGAGUGGGGAUUUUUUUUUUUUUCCCCAAGGGAAUCCAUGAGUGGAAAUUUUUGGUACCAGCCUGAUGUAGUUAGAGGUUUGAUAGCAUGAGUUUGUUUUAUUUAUUUUUGACAAAUGAAAAAUUGUAUAUAUUUAAGGUGUACAACAUGAUGUUUUCAUAUAUGUACACAUUGUGGAAUGGAAUGCUAACCACACCGACUAGUUAACAUAUCCAUUACCUCUCUUAGUUACCUUUUUUUGUGUGUGUGACACGAAUACUUAAGAUAUACUCUCUUGACAAAUGUCUAGUAUAUAAUACAUUAUUAUUAUUAUCUAUGGUAACCAUGCUGUGCAUUAGGUCUUCAGAACUUAUUUAUCUUAUAACUGAAAGUUUGUAGUUUGUUUUGGGUAUGUCUUUGGAUAGAGGAAGAGAGGUGUGUGUAGUGGUUGAAAAUUUUGAACCUAGAGGGUUUUAAUCCUGACAACCACUUAAAUCUGAGUGAGUUUGGGCAGUCUUUCUGUGUUGCAGUUUCUUAAUAUGUAAAAUCGGAAUUAUUACAUACCUCACAGGGUUGUUUUGAAGAUUACCUGAAUUAGUAUCCGUUAAACCUCUUAGAAGAUUACCUGGCACAUUAGAAGAGUGCUUAAUUAAUAUUAGCUGUUGCCGUUAGUGAUGAUUCUUAGUCUUUCCCUAUCGACUUUGUAUAUUCCCAAGAAUAAUGGAAACGUGAAGUUAAUUAGGAUGAAUACUUGCAAGCAGGAAAAUGAAUCCCGCUCAGGUGGACCAGAACAGGGAUUCUUAAUAUGAAGUCUUUGGACUCUGUUUAUGAGUUUUCAGGACAAGAAAAAUCUAAGAUAUAUACAGAAAUAUUGUAUAUAUUUGUCAAUGGGUAAUUUGGGGGAAGAAGUCUAUCAUUUCAUAUUAUCAGAGUUGUAUAAGACCCAACAAGAUUGAUUCUUACUGGUCUAGAAUCAGAGUCUGGGAUAACUGGGAAUGACUUUUGGGAUAAUCUUAAAAAAUUAGUAUCUAGCAAUUGUGAUGGAAUUGUGAUGGAAUGUUAUGCGAUAAUAAAGAUUAUGUUUAUAAAGUCACAAGAAAAAAACAUAUAAUGUAAUAUUGGGAAGUACUUAUUGUUCUGAAUAAAAAAAUUUUUAAGAGAUUGUUAAGUUACAUAUGUGUCCUGAACGCUAAGGUAAGGAUUAACAAGAUCUUUUGCAAGGACUUAAUAAUUGGUUAUUCGUUGGCAUGCGGGAGGGGUUAACUCAAACGAUUGAGCAGCUGCUGUGAAAUAAGCAUUUUUUUCUGUCUGCUGUGCAUACUGUCUCUUAAUCUUUAGAAAUGUCACGAACCAGCUUUGUGAUCCUUCACAGAAGGAUCUCUGGGUGUUAAUGAACUACAACAUUGAAGAACUGCUCUUAGCUUCUGUGGACUCUGCUUCUCCAGCAAAUGACCCUUGAGAAAAACUAACCAGUUUCUUGCAAAUCUGAAAUCAUGGCUCAUGAUUUGGUGAUGUUCAGAGAUGUAACUGUAGACUUUUCUCAGGAAGAGUGGGAAUGUCUGAACUCAAAUCAGAGGAAUUUGUACAGAGAUGUGAUAUUAGAGAACUAUAGCAACCUGGUGUCGCUGGGAGGAUGUUCCGUUUCUAAACCAGAUGUAAUUACUCUGUUAGAGCAAGGGAAAGAACCCUGGAUGGUUGUGAGGGAUGAGAAAAGAAGACGGAGCCUAGAUUUGGAAUCCAGAUAUGGCACUAAAAAGUUAUUUGAAGUAAAGGAUGUUUGUGAAAUGAAUGUAUCUCAGUGGGAGAUAAUGGAAAGAAUUAGAAGUUGUGGCCUUGAAGAUUCCUUUUUCAGGAAAGAUUGUGAAUAUAAAAAGUUUGAGGGACAAGAGGGUCCUCAGGAGGCGUAUUUCAGGCAAGUGAAAAAAACCACCUCUGAAAAAAUGCCCAAGAACAAAAAACGCACAUCUCUUACUCUGUAUCAGAGAAUUCACAAUAGAGAGAAACCCUAUGAAUGUGGGGAUUGUGGGAAGGCUUUUAGAGUACGCCAGCAACUCACUUUCCAUCAGAGAAUUCAUACUGGUGAGAAACCCUAUGAAUGUAAAGAAUGUGGAAAAGCCUUUAGACAGUGUGCCCACCUUAGUCGACAUCAGAGAAUUCAUGCUUCUGACAAACUCCUUGAAUGUAAAAGAUGUGGAAAAAUCUUUACAUGUGGUGCAGAUCUUCGUGUACAUCAGAGAAUUCAUGUUGGUGAGAAGCCCUAUGACUGUAAGGAAUGUGGGAAGGCCUUUAGAGUGCGAGGACAACUUAAUCUCCAUCAAAGGAUUCAUACUGGUGAGAAACCCUAUGAAUGUAAGGAAUGUGGGAAGACCUUUAGACAAUAUGCACACCUUACUCGACAUCAAAGACUUAAUAUUGCUGAGAAAUGCUAUGAAUGUAGGGAAUGUGGGCAGGCUUUUCUGUGUAGUACAGGCCUUAGAGUACAUCACAAACUUCAUACUGGUGAGAAACCCUAUGACUGUAAGGAGUGUGGGAAGGCCUUUAGAGUGCGGCAACAACUUACUCUCCAUCAGAGAAUUCAUACUGGCGAGAAACCCUAUGAUUGUAAGGAAUGUGGGAAGACUUUUAGUCGUGCCUAUCAUCUAACUCUCCAUCAGAGAAUUCAUACUGGUGAGAAACCUUAUGAAUGUAAGGAAUGUCAGAAGUUCUUUCGUCGUUACUCAGAACUUAUUUCACAUCAGGGUAUUCAUAUUGGAGAGAAACCCUAUGAUUGUAAGGAAUGUGGGAAGGCCUUCAGACUGUUCUCACAACUUACUCAACAUCAGAGUAUUCAUUUUGGUGAGAAACCGUAUAAAUGUAAGGAAUGUGAGAAGACUUUUAGACUGCUCUCCCAACUGACUCAACAUCAGAGUAUUCAUACUGGUGAGAAACCCUAUGACUGUAAGGAAUGUGGAAAGGCCUUUAGACUACAUUCAUCACUUAUUCAACAUCAGAGAAUUCAUUCUGGUGAGAAACCAUACAAAUGUAAGGAAUGUAAGAAGGCCUUUAGACAACAUUCACACCUUACUUACCAUCAGCGAGUUCAUAAGGUCACUAAAUAAUUAUUAGAAAGCCAUCCAUUGUGAAUUUUGUGUUAAGGGGCAGUAGAAAAUAAAUUCUGGAGGAAAAGUGUUUGAAUGUAGGAAUCCCUUUUGCUUCAUGCUCAAAAUUAAAAUAAGAGGUUUUAAAAGAAUAGGUUAAUUUAAUUAAUAUAUAGAAAUAUUUCAUCACCAUUCAAACCAUGUUAAACUUUAGGAAGUUCUUCCUAGAAAGAAACUCUCUUAAAGGAGUGAAUGUGGAAAAGCUUUUGAUCUUACCUGUUAUCACCUCUAUUCUUUCAUCUGUACAGUAUACCUAUGGAAGUUGCCAGGGCACCAACUCAUUCUGGAAAUUGAUAAAUAAAAGGAAGGAAAUGUGAUUUAGCCUGCAUUUCCUGUAUAAACUAUAUUUCAAGGCAACUAGAAAUUGAUGAGGUAAAGUUCUUUAUUAGAGAUUUUUAUAGGACAUAAUGAAAUAAUGGAUCUAGGCACAAUUCUCAGUAGAGGUGUUAAGACCUUUAGGUGAAUGGUUGAUGUCAACUUCAUAGUGAAUAGAUCAGGUUGACAACAUCUGAACCCACUGAUCAAUUUUAAUCUCAUCAAAAAUAGGACAAAACAUUUUGUGCCUCCUGAUAUGAUACAAUAAGACAUACCAUUGACAAAAAAUAUUGAACCUGAAUCUGAUUAAAGCGUCAAGAUCUAACUCCCAGUUUAGAGAAAAUUCAGGAAACAAGAACAAAUUACAUGAUACAGCAAGAAGCAGACAAAUCUAAAAUGUGGGUAAUUCUACAAGAGUAAUGACAGCUUCUCAACCAAUAAAAUGGAUUGAAAAAAGGGAGGUGGAACUCUUAGAUAUUAAGAGUCUUAAGAGAUGUAUCAAUCAAAUGCAAUGAAUGAGUGGUUCUCAUUUAGAUCACAAGUCGAACAAGUGUAAAAAAGACAUUUUUAUGAAAGUUGGGGAAAUGGGACUAUUGACAGUAUUAGAUAAUAUUAAGAAUUAUGUUCUUGUUAGAUGUGCAAAUAGCAUUGUGUUUAUGUAAAAGUGUCUUAGAGAUAAAUUAGCAAGUUUAUACACAUGAAAUGAUAUGUCUAGAAUUACCUUUAAAAUGCUCAUGCAAAAGAAAAUUGAAGAUGGAUAACUUGUUUGUCAAAAUCAUGGCAAGAUGAGUCAGGUGCGUGGUUUUUGCUUAUUUUGUUUUUGCUCUUUUCUCUAUUUUCAUGUAUUUUAAAUUUUCCAUAAUUUUUUUUAAAGAUAAAGUAUCUGUGAAAUUAUAACCCACUUAAAGUGAAUGAUGUUUGUAAAUGGCUACAUAUCAGAACUUACGGAUGUUGCUAAAGUUUUACACACAGGGAUAUUAAAUGUGCUAUAAUGUAUUUGGGAAAUUAAGAUUGAGGAUCCAGAUUUUAUCUAGUUCACCUAAUGCUACAUCUGUUGUAGUGCCUGUCCCAUAGUACUUCGUAUAUUUCAAGAGUGAGUAAAAAGAGCAAUUACAACUACUUGUGGAAAUUAAUGGAAUGGAACUGUUUUAUCUGAUAAGGUAGCUGCUAGCAACAUGUUGAACCCUUAAAAUUGAGCUAUUGAGAGCCUGAAUUGUGGUUAGUACAAAUUAAGAUGGUGUUAAGUGUAAAAAACACACAAUUUUUGAAUACUUCUAAAAAAAUAUCUAACAGGUCAGUUUCUCACAGCAUUUCUCUGCUGUUGUUGGGAAGCUGUGAUAUUCAGUGGAUUGCAUUACUGCAUAAUACAGAACCCAAUUUAAGUAUGUCUCUGCUCCCAAGUAGCAGCAUGUUUACACACUGAGGUCUCUUUGGUUCUACCCCGAGUCAUGCUGAAUUUUUUUUUCUUCUCUUCAUAAAACGUUGCCUGUGUUUACAGCUGAGUAGUUUUCUCAGACUGUUUAUAGCCUGUAGAUGUUUUGGCAUCCAAAGGCCCUUUUUUACUUUAUACUGUUUCCCACUAAGUUCAAGCUUGCAGUGCUUCAUGUAGUACAAUUCUCUUUAAGACUGUGUUUUCUAUGAUUUUUAUUAGGGUUCAUUCAAUUAGACAAAAGAUCAACAGGCUCUUCUCUGUAUUGGGUUCCCUGUGAGGCUACUGUGGAAAAACGACUUUGAAAUUCUUAGAAGCCACGCUGUUUCACAGAAAGGAUGAAAGUUGGCUUUAUCUUUAUCCUGGGGUGACAUUUUCAGGACAGCACCACAUAUUUGAGUUUUCCUCCCCUCUCAGGCCCAUUAUAACUUUGAGAACCCUUUGCUACCUGUAAACACUGUCAUGAACCCUCUAUUUCCUUGAAAUUCUACUUGAAAUAUGCACCAAUUGAUAUAAUGAAUGAUUUUUUUUUUUUACUCUGUUAAUAUGAUGGAUUACCUUCAUGGAUUUUCAAAUAUUAAGCCUUAUAUCACUGGAGUAAACUCCAUUUGUCUAUAGUGUGUACUUUAAAUAUAUAUAUAUAUAUAUAUAUAUAUUGCUGUACUUGCUGUGAUUGCUAUGAUUUACUAAUGUUUUGUUGAGGAUUUUUGCAUCUAUAUUCAUGAAGGAUACUGGUCUAUAGUUUUAUUCUAUUUUUGUCUCAUUUGGUUUCAGGUUGAUGGUGUUCUCAUAACGUGAGUUUGGAAAUGUUGCUUCCUUUUAAUUUCUGGAAGAGGUAGUGUAGAAUUGGUGUUAAUUAUUCUUUGAAUGGUAGAAUAUUCCAGUGAAACCGUUUGGGCCUUGCAAUGGACUGAAUGUGUCUCCUUAAAAUGUGAUGACAUCCUAACCCCCAAUGUGAUGGUAUUAGGAGGUGGGGCCUCUCAAGAGAUAAUUAGGUCAUGAGGGUGGAGCCCUUCUGAAUGAGAUUAGUACCCUUAUAAAAGUGACCCCAGAGAGUUCUCUCACCCUCUCCUGCCAUGUGAUGAGGAUACAACAAGAAGAUGACAGUUUUCAAUCUGGAAGAUGUUGCUCACCAAAACUAACUGUGCUAGCACCCUAAUGUCAGACUUCCAGCCUCCAAACCUGUGAGAAAUAAAUUUGUUCACAAGCUA
Messenger RNA from Delphinapterus leucas (beluga whale), 6199 nucleotides. The record is from RefSeq and is a predicted model, not a curated record. NCBI's taxonomy places the organism in Eukaryota, Metazoa, Chordata, Mammalia, Artiodactyla, Monodontidae.